Molecule: messenger RNA, 717 nt
Organism: Daucus carota subsp. sativus
Lineage: Eukaryota; Viridiplantae; Streptophyta; Magnoliopsida; Apiales; Apiaceae
Exons: 2
Coding region: 1-717 (238 amino acids)
Source: RefSeq, a predicted model, not a curated record
AUGCGAGCCAAUACAGAAACGGAGGCUUGGGACAUUCUUCAAGGAGAAUAUCUAGGAGAUCAUGCAAAGGUACAAACUAUUAAACUCCAAACCUUAAGAAGAGAAUUGGAGAAUAUAAAAAUGAAAGAAGAUGAAACUUUUAAUGAUUUCUCUACUAGAUUUUUUGAGUUGAUAAAUCAAAUGAAAUCAUUUGGAGAAGACAUUACUGACAAAAGACAGGUGGAAAAAAUUCUUGUUUGUCUGCCGGAAAAAUUGAAUACUAUCGUUUCAAUGAUUGAAGAAACAAAGUAUCUUGCAACCUUAACUGUUCAAGAACUCAUGGGGUCUCUGAAAUCAUUUGAGCAAAGGACGUCCAGACAAUCUGAAAAACCUGUUGAAGCAGCAUUUCAGUCAAAGCUCAAUAUCUCAAAUCAAAAGCAAGGAGAAAGUUCAACUAUCACUCAGUUUCGUGGAGGCAGGAACCUAAUAUAUAAUUUUCGAAAUUUCAGGAACGGAUCAAGAGGAAAAGGCAGGCCAGAUUUUGACUGCAGAUCACGUGAUAUUCAACAAGCAAACCAGAUGAAUUUUCAGAAACAAAAUGAAGAUUCUCACACAACCUUCUAUGCAUGCCAGAGCACGAUGCAUCAGAAAAAUGAAAGAUGGCUCCUGGACAGUGGCUGUAGCAAUCAUAUGUCACCACCGGAAGAAAUUUUCUGCAACAUUGAUUCAAGCAUUUAA